UUACCCAUUUCCUUCUUCCUUCUUUCUACUUUUCCCUUCAUUUCGUCUUCCACACUCAUCUUUCUCAUAUUUCUCUUCCUCUUAAUUACUUCCCCUCCUUAUUUCUCUUUACUUCCGCCAUUUUCUUUCAUUUCUUCCUUUUGUCAUCUUCUCCUUUCUUCACUUUUCCUUUUCUUUCAUCCAUUCCCUUCCUCCUCUCUUCCAUUUUCUCUCAUUCUUUUUGCUUCAUACAUUCCUUCCUUUAAUUUCAUCUCCUUUAAUUUCUCUCAUUUUCAUUCUUCCUUUAAUUUUAAUCUUAUUAGUUUAUUUCUUUUACAAUUUACAAGUUUGUUUCAAUUAAUAUUGAUAUCAAUUUUAUUUUUUGUAGUAGGGACCAUUGUUGGCGAGACCCACUACUCCCCACGUCCCAACCAGGAAAAAGGAAAAAACCUAAAACAGGAACUUCAUCCCCAAUCUCAAAAACCCAGUUUCCAGAUCUAGGGUUUUUCGAAUCCUUAACAAAUGUACAAUGGAAUUGGAAUGCAAACCCCUUAAGGUUCUGGAACCGACGGCUACUUUCAAGUUUCAAUCCAACAUGUUUUUCGUCAAGCCGAAGGUGAAUAAGAUCACCGAGAACACCAGGGGUUUUGAGCUUGGUUAAGGCACCACCAGCCUCACCAAGAAACACAACAGGGACAUCCUCAAGCAGAUAGAGGAAGGAAAAGUUCAAGGUCUACCUUGAACCAAAACCUCAGCAAAACCCAAUGAAUCGGAACCCGUCCAGUCCAAGCUUCGUUGUGGUGGCGGUUUGAAUCCCAGAGCAACCUCCUCAUCUCUCUUCGAUUUGAUAUUGAUUUCUCCACUUAAAUAGAUCAGCGAAAAUCUCUGUGUAUGGAAAAUUCAAUCAUUUCAUUGCUGAAGAUGUCUUUCGGUGGUGCGGCAAUGGGCGCGCUGACGACAAGUGGAUCAGGUUUGUCCUCAAUAGAACAAGUGAAGUUGGAGAGGAAGAGCGAGCUCAGGAUCGAGGUAGGAAACGACACGCCGCUUCGUCUCUGCCUCCUCAACGGUUCGGCUGAGAUCUAGUGUGAACAUGCAUUUUUCGAUAGAGAUGCUAGGUGGAAGAAACGUUAUGAUGAUGAUUUUGAAACUAGAAAAGAUGAUAAGAAAAAGGGUGCUAAUAAUGUUAACUGGGUUAUGGAUAGAUCUGGAAACUGAGUUUUUAAGAUUGGGGAUGAAGUUCCUGUUUUAGUUUUUUUUUUUUUUGGUUGGGACGUGGGGAGAAGCGGUUCCGGCCAACAGUGGUCCCCACUGGUUUCAUCGGGUUAAUAACGUUAUUUGAUGUCC
Rubroshorea leprosula is the source of this 1323-nucleotide messenger RNA. The record is from the annotation of a GenBank genome assembly. NCBI's taxonomy places the organism in Eukaryota, Viridiplantae, Streptophyta, Magnoliopsida, Malvales, Dipterocarpaceae.